GGCUCGGCACGGCACGGCACGGCGCGGCGCAGCGCAGCAUGGAGAGCGCUCGGGACUACGCCGGCGCCCUGGUGCGAUCUCUGGUAUCCAUGGGAACAUCUGUGGGGUCAGUGACGAGACAGACCCUGUUCCCUCCUCUCACACCUGCAGCCCGACCCUUCCGUGUAUCAAAUCAUGACCGCAGCAGUCGGAAAGGAGUUGUUGCAAGCAGUCUGCAGGAGCUUAUUAGCAAGGCCCUAGAUGCUUUGCUGAUUACUGCUGGACUGAUUACUCUAGUUUUGGAGGAAGAUGGCACAGUUGUGGAUACUGAAGAGUUCUUUCAAUCCUUGGGAGAUAAUACGCACUUCAUUCUUCUAGAAAAAGGACAGAAGUGGACACAAGGAGAAAAUUAUAUCCUCACUGUACAGCAGACUAAGAAAAUGGGGGUAGCCAACAUUACUCUGGACUUGUACAAGCUGAAUCCAAAGGACUUUAUUGGCUGUCUAAACAUUAGAGCUACUUUCUAUGAAAUCUACUCUGUGUCAUAUGACAUCAAAUGUAUGGGAGCCAAGACUGUGCUGCGGAGAAUGCUUCGGUUUGUGUCCCAUGUGGCACAAAUAACUGGGCAGUUUCUUCUCUACACUGGAUCUUAUGUGUUGCAGCUGAUGGGUGAAUAUGAGGAAGAUGGCAUGUGUACAAACUCAAAGCACUAACAAGCCGUCUCACUUCAGUAUCAGUUGCACCUUUUCACACCAAAUGUUCUCCUGUCCAAUUCUAAAGAUGGCUUCAUGAUCUUAAAUUAAGUAGAUGAGAAGUUCACUUUAGUGGACAAACAUGAAUCUAACCUUUGUCCUUUGGCACACUUGCAGAUCUUUUACUUGUAAGAUAAUGAUGUGACAAUUGUAAAUAUGAGCGGAGUCUUUUUAAUGUGGUGAAUAGAAAGAGGUCUAAUGCCUGGGAAUUGUGGAAGGAACUUCUGUCCCCUACACAGAUAUCCAAAAUGAAGAAAAGGUAUAUAUAGAAGCAUGGAGUCUUUUUGUACCAAGUGGUAGAUAACCCUGCAUGGAUCAAGACUUUUUUGUCUUUAGUAAACAACAAUGUUGCACCUUCUGAAUGAAUUUGCUGUGACUUGAGUUUCUUUUAUGUCCUCAAUACUGUUCACAAGUGUUCACCCUCUUGGUACUCAAAUUCCCAGUUAAAUUGUAGCUGUUUGACUCUGUAUAAAUGUAAAUAAAUAACUUGGUUUUUUUCAGUACCAUAGGAUCUGGUGCAGUGAGCUCUUUAAACUAAACUAAUUAUUUUAAUCAGAUAAUUAGGUAGCUUUAAGGCUGGCAUACAGAUUUUUGCAUUACAGUGCUAAUAUGUAUAACCAUUGCCCUGUAAGCAUACUGAAACUAUGUCCUUGUAAGUACAGCUACACAGGUUGAUGCACUGCUAAUUGUAUGGGCUUCUAAAAUGUGAGUUAAAGCAGCACAAACUGUCAAGAUUUACAUCUUGAUCACUUAACUUGCAUUUCUCUUAAAUGUAAGUGUGGGGUGCAUUUACAAUUUCCUAUCCUGCAUUGAAUAAACUGGCUUAAUGUCUCAUGCCUAGAAUGCUUACAAGCUUCCUUUCUCUAAAACAAUGAGAUUCAUAAGUCUCAACUGAAAUUGCAGUUUGUCCCAUCUGUUAAGGCACCCUCAAAGGCACAUUUACAAUUCCUAAAUUUCAUAUUUGGGCACAUUUCUUGAGAACUGGACUUGCAGAACAUCCACUCUAAAUACAGCUAGAAGCUACACAUACUGAAGAUGCUUGUAACAGUUAUGUAUAUAAUUACCAUAGGAAGCAACAAACUAGCCCUUAAAGCUAUUAGAUUCCUUAAAUUGUAAUCAUCUGUGAUAGCAAACUGUUAAGACAAAUUCUAGAAGAUGUACCUCUAGCAGUUGUCCUUGCUAAUAGCCUCGUCAAGAGCUGCUACAAGUUCCAAUAUUCAGUCUUUAAGAAUGCACAUCAGCCACCAUACAAGCACACACGGACUCAUGGAAAGAAUCAGUCCCAUGAGAUCCAGUAACUAAUUACUAGUUGGCCUGCCAUGUGAAAUACUAUGUUGGUAUUAAUGGUCUCAGUAAGACCCUGACACUCUGCUGUUCCUA
This is a messenger RNA of Mauremys mutica (yellowpond turtle), 2111 nucleotides long. RefSeq names its product cell death inducing DFFA like effector a (gene CIDEA). Bases 39 to 692 code for a protein of 217 amino acids. Gene Ontology annotation, cellular component: lipid droplet. Gene Ontology annotation, biological process: regulation of apoptotic process; lipid storage; apoptotic process. The record is from RefSeq and is a predicted model, not a curated record. Lineage: Eukaryota; Metazoa; Chordata; Testudines; Geoemydidae. The transcript is spliced from 5 exons.